Molecule: messenger RNA, 5237 nt
Organism: Nothobranchius furzeri (turquoise killifish)
Lineage: Eukaryota; Metazoa; Chordata; Actinopteri; Cyprinodontiformes; Nothobranchiidae
Source: RefSeq, a predicted model, not a curated record
AGGAGGGUCAAGGCCGGCCGCAUCGCUCACCUAGAGGCGUGGCACAAAUUAAAAUAAUCUACACACUGGCUGCUCUGUCAGGCCUUUUCUCAUGCGUUCACUUCUGUCGGGCCAUAAUUAAAGAUGGCCCAUUGCGAGGUGGUGGGGCGCCAGGGUGACAAUCCACCGCGUUGUCUCUUUAAUAUACAACACUUAGCCCAGAGGAUGACACUAACAGCAAUCUGAGGGAACUCAUCUCACCUGCGAGCGUGGGAGGCGGAUCUCGGGUUUUUUUCCCCCUUCUCUGGAUAUGCUGGGACAUAAAUCAUACACACAACAUGCAAUUUUGUAAUAACGCGGCAGAAAUAUGAUUUAGCAGUAAAUAUAAUUUUGUCUGGGUGUGAGACGUAUCAAGUGAAUGUAUUAUCUUUGCAGUAAUGCUGCGCUUUGGGAAUAAAAUAUCCAACAGACGUGUUUUAACUGCUGAUCAGGGUGAGUUAAACCUGAAAUGUCUUAUUUUAAUCUAAGAGGGAUGCAAGAGUUUGUCCUGAAACGUAAUUAUUGUAUCAAAUAAUUAUGUAUAUUCUAUAUUUUAACAAGGAAAUCUCAUCCUCUGAAGAUUUAUCUCAUCCUUGGAGCUUUUAAACAGCUUCUGGCUGAUUUUAGCGCCCCGUCCAGGAGGAAGUUGGCAUCACAGCCUCUCGCUGCCUGCCAUGUCGUCAAAAACAUUUACAGUUUAACGUUCAAAUUCAACAUGACUCCAUAAUUCAUGGGAAGCAGUUUGGUUGUACUUAAAUAUUUUAAGGUAAAAAAUUGGAAAUGUGAGAUUGAAUUUCCUCUGAUGUUUCUAUUUUUUUUCCUUUGGCUAACAUCCAGAUGCGAGGAAGCGCCAAAGGGCAGAGAGGAGAUGUUUAAGCAGAGGUUGCUCUCACUGCCAGCAGAGAAGUGCAGAGAAUCUAUAAUAAUGAAAACAGCAUUUAUCUUCAGCUGCCAUUCCUGCUUUUCUUCUUUCUGGGAAACGUUGUGGUGAAGACGCCAGCGUGUUUGUGGGGCGAAAACAGGCGUGCGUCGAGUCCGGCACGAAAAGAAGCAAGGAAGAAGAGCAAACGCAUAAAAAUGUAUUUUAAAAUCGUCUCACUGCAUGCAUCAAGCUGGAACUGUUCGAGAAUGACGAGGAGAGUCAAACUGUGAGGAACAAGAAGGGCGCUUGAUGUUGAUUGACAAGCGUUGGUUGUAUCUCACUCCUACGCACGAUUACGCCGUGCUGAUCUAUCCCCGGGUAGCACUCUCACCUUCAACUCCGGCUGGUCAAAGUGAAGAGGCGUGCAGGCACGGCGCUGGAUGUUCAUGUGAUUUCCAUCAAGUUUCUGGUUCCGGCAGAAGCAUCUCAGGGAAGAUACAUGACGGGAGGUGCCAGGAUCUGCUUUUUCCCCUCCUUAAGUUUGACAUGUUUCGACUGAUGCCUCUAGUCGUCAUCAGAGUUCACCGGUGUUGGUGGCAUCUCUUCCGUUCAUCCCGCAGGCAGCAGAGGACGAUGUCGCCAUCUUCUAUCCUCAUCUCUUCUUCCUGUUGUGUCACCCUACCAACCAUCACAGUUCUUUUGCCUGCCAGUUUACCUCCUGGUUCUGCUCACCUGCAUUUGAGUCCAGUAUUUGCAACAAAUCCACUUCCUGACAGGAGGGGCGAGCGUUCCGUGAUCGUGUUUGCAUUCAAAGCCCGUAGAUUCAUUAAGACAGCUUGGAUUAGUUUAGCUCAUGACAAAGAGACAUUUUUUCAAUGUAAUAAAACCAGAUUUAGGGUUAGGGUUAGGUGGCAUUGUGCAGCUGUAACUCUCAAUAUGAAAACAAUAAGAUUUUUAUUCAUAAAAGAACUGAAAAGUAAAAGCCAUUAUCAGUUUGGUUCAUUUAUCCUAAAUGUCCUCCUUCGAUUGCCAACUGAAGAAAACAUUGAUUCACUAAUAUUUUGUGUCUUGAUACUGAAUCAAUAUCUAAAAGCAGACUAUCAAUUUUUAAUGUGAAUUCACAUGGAAAAAAUGAUCGUAUAUCUUUUGUAAGUAUGUUUAACCUCCUUCAUUCAGACAGAAAACUGAUCUGAGUUUUCAAAUUAAAUUCAGUCUUCAGAAUUGUAAAUAUCAUCUGACUUUUAGGCCCUGUCCACACGUAGCCGGUGAUCUGCCAAAACGUAGAUAUUUUUCUACGUUUUGGCCUGUCAUCCACACGAAAAUGGAGUUUUUCACACGAACACGGAUCUUUUUAAAAACUCCGGCCAAAGUGAAGAUCUGCGUUUUCUCCGUUUUGGGUGUCUGCGUGUGGACGGACAAAACCAGAGUUUUAAGGUCCGCAACGUCACUUUCCGCGACAAAAAAAUGCUGACAUCACGUGUGCGACCUGUGUUUACACUAGUUGACAGCAUGGAUGCCCUCAGAGCUGCGUUCGUUUUAUCAAUUGUCCAAGCGCUUUUUGCUUGUUUGUUUUUGCAAGCGGAAUUACUGCUCCUUGCGGAAGACCACAGACGAAGGAUGAGGUUAAGAACGGGGGAAGUACUGCCGCCUACAGGUCUGGCAUGUCCGUAACAACAUAUUUAUCCGGGUACGUGUGGACAGAGUUUGUUUUUUUUAACGAGGUGGUGUGGAUGCAAGUUUUUGGAGGGGCGGAUAUUCAUUUUUUACAAAAACCCGACUACGUGUGGACUAGGCCUCAGUAUCACAAUGUUUCCCCUGCAUUGUAAUGAAUUUAUAGCUAGAUUCUGUGUGUGUCUUGUAACACUAACACAGCUGAUGAGCUGUAUAAACAUUUAAGUUAACACCAGAUAUCUUUCUGUCCAGGAACAACAUUGAAGUGUGCAGGACAAUGCCUGGACAGAGGCUACACAGCUGUGUGUACACGCAGAACAAGGCCCACCGCUGCAGGGUCAUCGUGCUCCAAACACGUUACAACAGGAAGACAGAAGCUGCUCAUCAGGGAAAAGAUAAAGUUCCUAAUGUUUUUGAAUCCACAUCUUUUCUCAUCUCGUCAUCAUUCCGGACUCUGUCAGAAAAGUCCAACUCAGAACGUUCAGUAGAGGAGUACAUCCCGUUACUGUACGCCUCUCAGUCAGAUAAAAGGGCGAAAAGUCCCAGAUGGGAUGAUCUGACAAACCUUGCAGACUCUCAGGAAAUUUAAAUCAUUGAAGUAAAUAGAUAAUGAAAUGCUUAUUUUUGACUUACGUUAAAAUGAAUUAAUACCAGAAUUGUUUUAUUUUUAAAUCACAUGGGCCAACCCUGCUGAACCAGCUCAUGUUGUGUUUUGGAUGCUGGUGUGCUGCUCCAGUAUGGGAUGCUGUUAAAUGGAUUCUGAUCCAGCAUGCUGGUACAGGAUGGGAUGCUGGUCUAGCACACAUGUCCAUAAUCCAUGUGCAGUUUUUUUCAGCAGGGUACAUCUACGCAUAACAGAACUGUGUCAUCAAAUUUAAAAGUCAAACUUUGUUGCACAAUGACAAUACAUUAUCUUGAAUCUGAAAGUCUGAAAAAAAAUGUAUACAGUGUUAACCCUCUCAGGCUCAAAAUAAGUUUUGAUAUAAGGACGAACAACUAAGUCCUUCAGGGGUAAUUCUGAGUUAAAAAAUGCUCAUGAAAUACGUAUGUGGAGUAACCAGGUAGGUAGAUUUUAAUGUAGUAAAUCUGCAACGCCUGCCUCCAGAGGGUUAAUGAUAACAACACUUAAGCAUUUUAAAUGUUUUUGGACUGUUUUGUGGAUCUCAGUCAUCGCUGUCUGAAUUUAUUUGACCAAACAGUUCAAUAAAAAUGUUUUAUUAUUUAUCUAUUUAUUUAUUUAUUUAUUUAUUUAUUUAUUUGUUUGUUUGUUUGUUUGUUUAUUUAUUUAUCAAAUUGUGGAUUUAUGGCUUUGGGUUGUUUUAUGUAUUUUAUAAUUUUGGUCAAAUGAUUUAAUGAACACCAAUAGAAAGUCAUCAGGUUGUAGAGCAGUUGGUUACUGACCCGUUCAAUGAAAUCAGGUGUGUGAAAGCAGGAAACCUUCUAAAGCAUGUAGACUAGCUGACACCAAACAAGACUUUUACAAACUGAGUAAUGUUGCCUUUUCAGACGUGUUUUAAUGGGGUUAAACGUGUGAUUCCACUAUGAUUACACACUAAACAGAGUUCAAUUGAUGCAGGCUGCUUUCAUGUUUGAGGACACUAUUGAUCAUCCUGUAAGAGCCGAUAAAAGUGAGAGACUGCUGAAGCCUUAAUGAUAAUAAAUCACAUGGUAGUGCAUAAUUCAAAACCUUUUUCUCUGUUUAUAGUUGGAAAUUAAAAAUGAGGUGCACUGGCUAAACAAUACCAGCUUCUACACUGACUCUGCUAACAAACAAUGCUAUUCUGAGGAAAGAGUUGCUCCUUUAAUCAAAACCUCCCCGAGGAGGAGAGGCGUCUGAGCAUCCAAAUGUCUAAAAAUCUGUCAUUUUGACGACUCUGAUAUUUGUAUAAUUAAAAAGGAGAGGGUAUCGUCUGGCCCAUAUAUGAUAUGACUCCUGCAUUGAUCAAAUUAUCUAUCUUGAAAUAAAUUAAUAUGUUUAUCAGGUACAGAGGACAGUUUAAUAACUCAGCUGUCAAAAGUACCCGAUUAUGUCUGGGAAAGUGGCAACUGAUAAUUACCCACAAUGCAUGCCAAAAGGUUGGAAUCUUUGCAAGAGAAAAUUGAUGGAACACAAUCUAAAUUGGGUACAGUAAUCCAUUCCCAGGCAUGAUGGGAAAGGGCCUAUGUAGAGCCUGAAAAAUAAAAAAAAGAUCCUCAGGUUAGAUGCAGCUCGGCUCGGUUUCAUUCCUCUAGCCAUCACUCAAGUUUCUUACCUAACCUCUUUAUAUGAGCUAUUGUUCCCCACAGAGUGACCUCACACACACACACACACACACACACACACACACACACACACACACACACACACACACACACACACACUCGUCUAUGACUGCAAAUUUCUGUCUCAUGUUCAAACCACCUGGACGUGAAAGUGCAGUUCGCUGUACCUCUCAGGCCAGAUCUGUGAUCUCACUAUCAGGUUGAUGCAGGCUCGUCCCUUUAGGUCUUGCUUAAUGCAUCCUGUGGUCACUUCUGCAGAAAUAAAUAGCCGUCUAAACCAACUCUUACCGUCUCCAAUAUUCAAACGCGAGCAUUCAUACAGCAAGCAACCAAUGACUCAAUGAGGGAUAUUAGUCUUUGUUUUGCGGUUAAGCUAAAUAUUCCCAUUUACACGCAAUAAAAUACAAACACGGGGGGUGGGGGG